Messenger RNA from Lineus longissimus, 2242 nucleotides. RefSeq names its product vesicle transport through interaction with t-SNAREs homolog 1B-like. Bases 459 to 1124 code for a protein of 221 amino acids. The record is from RefSeq and is a predicted model, not a curated record. The transcript is spliced from 7 exons. Gene Ontology annotation, molecular function: SNARE binding; SNAP receptor activity. Gene Ontology annotation, cellular component: late endosome membrane; ER to Golgi transport vesicle membrane; endoplasmic reticulum membrane. Gene Ontology annotation, biological process: macroautophagy; regulation of protein localization to plasma membrane; Golgi to vacuole transport. Lineage: Eukaryota; Metazoa; Nemertea; Pilidiophora; Heteronemertea; Lineidae.
CAAAAAUUGAAGAAUAAAUCAACUUUCACCCAUCACAGUCAUGUAUUUACCACAGCUUCACAGUUCAGUACGGACUAUGUGUUGUAUACACUUUACAUACAGUGUAUUGUAUACAUACGUAACCAUUACACUCACUACGUUGUGUGAGUGAUUAUCAUCAAAUAUCUCGACGUUGCGUUCAUUAAUUUUCGACUAGACUGUAAUAGAAUCCAUCAUUAAAGUACUAAAUAUCCAGUGGUGUGAUUUAGAUAAUAAAUGUUUUCUGCAAAUCUCAUUUCUGUGGGUGAAAAAAGGGAAAUUUUUGGGUAGCUGGCCCCCUACCUCAUACCUGUACUGUACAUUGAAUUGAUUUUGUACACAACCUGUAGUGUAUCAAAACUGUAAAGCUGAUCAAAAUCAAGGAUUCAGGGAAGCUGUACUUUUCCUGUCGAAUUAGUUGCUUGUGCCAAUGAGUCAUCAUGUCUUCUGAGAAGUUUGAAAAUCUAAAUGAUGACUUUCGGACUGUUUAUGAAAAGAUACGACUGACGGUGAAAGACAGAAUUCCGAGAUCGUCAGGAGAGGAGAGGAAGAGGCUCAUAAGAGAUGCAGAAACCCAACUGGAAGAUGCUGGACAGAUUGUUCAAGAAAUGGAAAGCGAGGCCAAACGGGCACCUCCUCGAUAUCGAAUGGACAUGAUGACUACCGUUAGAGAUUGCAAGAAAGAUCUUGAUAGGUUUUCAAGGGAGAUGAGACGGGGUUCAGGUGGAUUUGGUGGAUCAGAUCGUGAUAACUUGUUUGGUGGAGGUUCUGAGUUUGAUGCCAUGGAAACAUCACAGAGAGCUAAAUUAAUGCAAGGAACUGAGUCAUUGAAGAGAUCCACAGCUAGUGUAGGGAGAGCCCAACAGAUAGCAGCAGAGACGGAUCAAAUAGCUGUAGAUGUGAUUGAUGAGUUAGGAAACCAGAGGGAAUCAUUAGAGAGAACUAGGGAUAGGCUUCACGAGACAGAUUCAGGGCUUGUAAGAAGUAGAAAAAUCCUUCGCUCUAUGGCAAGAAAAAUGAUGACCAAUAAAUUAGUCCUGGCCGUGAUUAUCAUCCUAGAGUUUAUCAUCCUUGGCGGUGUUGUGUACUGGAAAUUCUUCAGUUGAGGAAAUGAGACCAUUUCAAUUGAACUAUGCAUUGUCAUUUAUCAAGAAUUCAGCUGAUUAGGUUAUUUUUGUGGAAGACAAUGAGUGCUGUAUGAUUGCUGGCACUGUAAAUGUGCUAAAUUCAAAUGGCUUGAAAUGGCACAAAGUGCUUUUUGUGCACACUUCAUCAACAUGAGAUACAUGUACAUGUCGGGGCGGAUUCAGGAGUUCAAAAAAGAGGGGUGCCUUUCUUUUUUACAUCAAUUUCCAAAAGUCCAUGAUAAUUGUCAAAUAACUACAACAAAAAUGGGGGCACACCCCAUGCAACCCUGCCUGUAUAUGCAUGAUAAUGAAUCAUUUGUGAUUUUAAAAUACCUGUGAUUAGUUUGUAUGGAAUCAAAUGAUGUGAACCAAAGUGAAUGAUUGGUUUCAAGGUGUUUCAACAAAAUUGGAUGAAGUAAUGAGUUUUUGGUUGUAAAUAGCAAUGAGUUUACAGAUUUGUUGUAAAAUUCCACAUCAUGUAGGAUACUUCAUUUGCCUUGGAUUAAUUUGUUGCUGGGACCAACUAGAUACAUGUUUAUUCUGUAGAUUUGAUGAGUUUUGUUCUUCCAUUGUAUUAUGUUGUUAAAGUGAUCUUACCCUGGAACAAGCAAAGAGACUUGUUCAAAUUUCCAUUUUAUGUUGCAUUCAGAAUUAAAUUGCUGAACAAUUUAUGUAACUUAUGUAAUUUAUGAUGUCAUUGGUGCUUUUCUCUAGAUAUUUCAGUUCUAUGGUUGAAAUAGAUGAUUUAAGCAGUAGGGGUGGGAAAUGAUAGGAAAAUGCCUAUGAAGUGUGUAGUAACAGUCCGAAGAUUUUUUGUAUUUAUUUUUUAAUGAAUACAUAAAGAAAAUACAUGACUAUUGUCUUCUUGUACUGGAAACUGAUAAUAUGUUUCUCCCAGUAUUUAUAUGUAAACUUAAAUCUUGACGGUAUAUUUGAUGAAAUACGCAUUGUUGUCAUGUUCAGGUAAUGGCUGAAAGCAGUCUGUUGUAUAUUUUUUACAUGCUAUUCACAUCAAUACAAUCAAGUAUGGAUUAAAGAUUGAUCUUUACUUCAUUACUUGAUACAAUAGACAAAAUAGGAAUACAAUUCAUGCUUCA